Messenger RNA from Neolamprologus brichardi, 4415 nucleotides. RefSeq names its product complexin 1 (gene cplx1). Gene Ontology annotation, biological process: synaptic vesicle exocytosis; neurotransmitter transport; regulation of neurotransmitter secretion. The record is from RefSeq and is a predicted model, not a curated record. Lineage: Eukaryota; Metazoa; Chordata; Actinopteri; Cichliformes; Cichlidae. Gene Ontology annotation, molecular function: syntaxin binding. Gene Ontology annotation, cellular component: terminal bouton; SNARE complex.
AUCUCUCUCUAUCGGUCAGGGGGACGUUAGUGGGACGUUUCUCUCUCCAUCCCUCCAUGUGAUUCAUACCCUGCUUCCCAUCACAGUGUUAACGGCAGCUGCUUCACCCUCCGCAAACCGCCACCCCCUCCACUCCUCCUCCUUCUCUCUACGUGUGAGUGUGAGUGAGUGAGUGAGUGCAGGAAGACGAAGCGGCAAGCAGGAGGAAGCACCAAGGACGUCCUUUUUCCAGCCCCGGGAGACGGAGAUGCAAGGAACGAGCAGUUAGAUUAGCCCGUGCUGCUGUUGCCUGCUGCAGGAUAAGUUCGUUCCGGAGGGUACUGCAGCUGAAGCUCUGCUCCUCGAUCCGUGCUCGGUGUGUGAGUGUGCCAGGAGAAUUUCAUUCAGGCGCCGGACGGAGAUCUGGCAACAAAGGACUUCUCAUCUUCCGCAACUAUUGAAUGUAACAUCGCUCGGAUAAGGAAGGCAGGGAAUUUAAAGCCAUCAUCAUGAAUUUCGUUAUGAAACAAGCGCUGGGAGGGGCCACCAAAGACAUGGGCAAGAUGCUUGGUGGAGAGGAGGAGAAGGAUCCUGAUGCUCAGAAAAAAGAAGAGGAAAGGCAAGAAGCGCUGAGGCAACAGGAAGAGGAGAGGAAGGCCAAAUAUGCAAGAAUGGAGGCAGAGAGAGAAAACAUCCGACAGGGCAUCAGGGAUAAGUAUGGCAUCAAGAAGAAGGAGGAGAAGGAAGCCGAGGCAGCAGCUGCUAUGGAGCAGGCCUCCGAGGGCAGCCUCACCCGCCCGAAAAAAGCAGUUCCUGCUGGCUGCGGCGAUGAGGAGGAAGAAGAGAGCAUCGUGGAUACGGUCAUGAAAUUCAUCCCUGCACCACUCAUGGAUAUGUUCAAUAAAAAGUAACAGCGUUCUGGCAGAAAAAUGGUUAACUUCUUACAACGUCCAUCUAAUCAAUGCUGUACCACCCUGCCCCACCUCCAGCUGCAGCCACACCUUUCUUCACCUCCCUCCCACCCAGUCAACUCAACUUCUAAGUGUCCUGGAAUUACACAACACGCUGUGAUUUUGCCCUUAAGUUCAACUUUCUGAUCUCACGGUGAUUCAUACUUUUUAAUAUCUCUGACAGAGAUCUUUCUUGAUAACCUGUGAUUAUUAUCGUGUUUUAAAAAGUAUGCAACACCUACAGAGAUUGAAUGUCUUUACUUAAGGCAAACUGAUGGCAUGUUUUCAAAAUGCCCAGCACUUAGAAUACGACCAGAUAUCACCCAUCAUCCACCCUUUUUGUUUGUAAAUAGCCUCGGUUAUAUAAAAAGAGUACUAUAUAUCAGUGAAAUAUGACGUAUAACAAGAUAACUAAGAGUAUAAGCCAUAUUUUUAACUUGUAAGAAAUGAUCCAAAUCAUAUCAAAUUUAAUUGAAUCGUCCUGUUAUGUUCUUGCUAAUAUUUGAUACAUACAGUGUAUAUAUAUACUUGCAUUUUUAUUGGUUCUCCUUGGUUAGGAUCAGUCCCACAAACUGUCCCAUAUGUUCUCACUGUUUUAAUGUAAACGUGUAGUACGAACACUGGCAGAGCCAAUACAUCUGUAAACUCAAAAGUGAAGGAAUUCAGUUGAAAUGAAACUUUUUUUUUUUGCUUUGUUUUGUUUACUUUUUUAAGCAUGCAGUAAAGUUGUGAAGUACAUAUAUGGAUACCAUUUCCUUUGUUAUGAUGAAGCAAAAUACACUGAAAAUUUGAGGCAAUAACUGGUUUUCCAUUUUUAUUUAGUUAACGUCUCAUCCACCACCGUGUACAGUAAGCGAUAAUUGACUUUGUGUCUAAAAUGUUCUUCCAUGGAGGAAAUUAUAAAUGUUCUCCAUAAAGUUUGUCUUAAAAAGAGUAAGAUGAAAUCCUUAAAUUCUAUAAAGUCACUGGCUAUACAUGUUUGAGGCUUAAAAAAAAACAAAGUUCUUUUCCUUCUGUGGUGUUGCGCACUCAGCUUUUUGUAAUAGGAAAUGUAAACAUUUGGCCAGGCUUGUUAAUUUUGAAUCGUGCUAACACUUUCAUCAUUUUACUUUUUAAAAAGACACUUCCCAAACACAACUAUGUUGUGAAUACACUAUAUGUGAACAGACAGUGACAAUAGUGCAAUAUAUUGUUCAAAAUGAAGUUGUCUCGUGUCCGUUGGUUUAACUGAUGGGAGUCGCGUCCCAAAUCAGCAAUAACAGACAAUCUUCAUUGUUGUGUGUUUGAAGUUAAUCCUUAAUGUUAGUCGAUGUUAAAGACGCGAGGGUGGCUACUUACUGUAGCGAGACUUAAGCCUUCAUUGGUCAGAGGUAUUUACUUAAAACAAGGAAGAGAGAAAGUGGGAUGAUUCGUUUAAUGUUGUGAGAAGUGUUCAUCCACAUGACAUAUGGCAUCCAGGGUUUGUGUUCAAAGUUACAAACUGCAGGUUUUUACAAGCAGACAUUAACAAAUCAAAGUCAUCCUUGGCAUCAUGAAAAAAUAACAUUUACCUGCUGUUUAUAGCUUACAGUUUACUCUGCCUUGCAGGUAACUGUAAUAGCACAAAUUUAAAAACAAAUGAGGUUGGAAUAAAUAUAUUCUCCUCAUGCCUUUUCUUUAAAUUUCUCCAUCAUUCCCAGUGUCUUGUUAAACAUUCCAGAUAUUUCAGACAUUCCACCAGACUCGAGCUGGUAACACGCAAACUUAGAUUUACACUACACCUCAGUAAAUGCCUUUUCAGCCUACAAGUACAUCACAAUGAAUAACUUAAAUUUGAUGCUGUAACCGCAAAAUUAAUGGCACUAAAAUGUUGCUGCGGAGAGGUUAUAUUAGCUGCCAUUUAGGAAAAGUCCCGCAUGAAGUCUAGGGGAAAUCAUAAAUGUGCUUUUUGCAGUGAUCAGUUAAAUUUUGUGACAAAUUUUGUUGGAAAAUACUUUUGUGAUCCACUUGUGCACAGUAGCCAUAGGUAGGUGUUAAAUUAGGGUUUUCAAAACCAGCUGUUUCGCCACAUUAUGACUGUUUUUAUUAAGCUAGCUAACCAUGAAAUGACACUAAUUCUGAUCUUGUGUAUUUCUGUGGCGUAGAGAAAGGGAAAUUUAGCUUCUCUCUGUGUUUUGUGAGCUCUGUAAUCAUGGUGAAUAUAUACAUAUAUACCCUGAAUAUGUUAAAACAAAAUCAAAUGGCACAGUGUGGUAAGAUCAUCUGUAGAGCACAUUUAUUGAACUUCCUGUGAUUUUAUAGUACCUGUAAACUGCCUUUGCCAGCCUCUGUUCCUACAGUGUGUUAGCAGCUAGCUAGAAGCCAGUAGAUGUUUCAUGCACUCAAAUCCAUCAUCACAGCAGUUAUUCAGUCAAACCAAAGAAUAGUGCUGGUAGUAUUAGACCUAGUCAAGGGGUGUCAUUCCCAUUUAGUUCCUGCAUAUCUGAUUUAUUUUAAAAUUCUCAGGUAUUCUAGUAAUGUUUUCAUAGACGUUAAACAUAAUUAGCCUUCACUUAGAGUUUCAUUGGGUUCUCGGCUAAAGUAUUUUAUAUUUUCAUUGCUAGCAGAUUAGCAAGCUUAUAGCUACGCUCUUUCUUUAUGAGUGAAAUAUCUCUUUUUUUGGCCCAGAUAAUAAUCUAGAAAGCUACAAUUACUGCCCCUGCAAAGGACGACAACACCUUAGCAAACGUCAUUAGCGCGUGCAUUCCUUCAGGCUAUGAGUGAGUGUGCUCUGAAAUCAGAUCAAGCUUUGCUUCUCAUCCACUGACAUCAUCAUGGACUCAUUCAUCAUCAUCAUCAUCAUCAUCAUCUUGUAAAUGUCGGUUGAUUGCGCUCCAAAUGGCUUUUUGAUCACUGCCUAAACAAACUGCCCAAGUCAUGCGUAAUCAAUAUCCUGUUGUCCAGUAGACUGUGUCGGACACCCAGUCAGUCAUUUGUGCCGCUCAUACAGCCAUUGAUAGAAUUUAAAAAGCUGCCUGAAAAACAUGGCACAAAAAAGGGAAAAAAAAAUUCUUUUGAUGUGACUUGAAUGUAACUGUCUGACGUUUCUCUCUUCUUGCAUCUGUCUCUCUCUUUUCUGUACUUGUUGAGAAGAUAUUUAGUCUGGUGCAGUAUGUUUUUCUUUCUUGUCUGUAGCCGGUCCUGUCCUCUGGUGGUUGAUAUUUUGAGAGAAGAAAAAAAAAAACAUGUUCAUUUAGUGUAUUCUUUUGUACUGCAAAAUCUUCUCAUCCUCCUCCUCUCUCUUUCUCUCUUUCUCUGUAGCUCCCUAUUUGUUGACCAACAUGUAUGCAUGCUUAUGGUGUGCGAUGUAGGCAAGGUUGUUGAUAUAAUCGUUCUGUGUCCUCUCUGUGUUUCAAAGCUCCACCUGUUAGCCUCAAUGCAUGCCAUUUUAGACUAAUAUUUCGGUCUGUAACUUUCCUGCAAAAAUGGAAUCACCGCACACUGAGAAUAAAGUGAUUUCAUAUGAUU